UAAAAACAAUUUAUCAAGUUUAUUAAAUUUUAUAUACAUAAAUAUAUAAUUAUAUUUAUAUAUUUAUAUAUAUGUGGACUAUAGUAUCGUGAUUAUUUUGUUCAAAUGUUCUGUGAUUUAAAUGAAAUAAUUAAUUGUUAAAAAUAAAUUUAUAUUUAUAAUUAAUUUAUUUUAAAAUGUAAAAAUUAAAAAAAAAAGGCGCGAUUUGUUUUAAAAUUUAAAUAAUAAUUAAUUUAAAAAAUAGUUUAAGGGAAAUAAAAACUAUGGACAGUUAUGCAGAACUUUGUGGAUUUAUGGACGCUAAAUUACCUGGUAACUUGAUGCGAAAAAGGUCAUUUGUUUCGUGGAAAACUUGGCGUCGACAUUGGUGCACUGUACGCAAAUUAGGACUUGGUCUAGGUGCUGAAGUACAACUGGAGCGUGGUCUUACUAUUGAUGGUUUGAAUGCAUACCGGAAUACUAUUAAAAUUCCAUCGGAUUCAGUGAUAUGUCGGACAGAAUCAAGAACAAAAUCCUUUGCCUUUGGCAUUUUUCCUGCUAAAGAAAGAAAACCGCUGCUUUAUUUAAGUGGAAUGUCUGAAUCGGAAACCCAGAGGUGGAUGGCAAAUAUUAGAGAAUUGUUGAAACCUAGGAGAUAUCGUUUUGUUGAGGGAACUUUUAAUAUCUCGAUGGUUGAUAAUACGCAUUCGAGAUCAUCUGGUUUAACUGGUCUACACGGAGAUUUGGUUGCUAGCCGCUGUGGUAUUUUCAUAAAAGACGUUCAUACUGGUAACAUAAUCGAGCACUUAGAGUGGUCUGAAAUGAACCAAUUUAAUUUAUCAACAAUUGGUCACCCAGAUGACGUUAAACGAAUUUGUGUUAUUCAUACAACUAAAUCAUUCCGCGGUGGUAUCGGUGAACUUAACAUAUUUUGUUUGAAUGCAAGUCAAUUAUUACAGAGUUUAGUGAAACAAGGCCGUGAGCCACGACAACACAGCAAUAAAAUUGAAAUAAUUCGACCUUUAAGUUUAAGCGAAGGUGAUUUAAGAUUUACAAAUGACAAUGAGUUGGGAAAUUUGACUAUUAAUAGUAAAGUUGUCUCAAGUCUUGCUAAUGCUGAACUUUUAUUAUUGAAACCAAGGUUGGAACGUGAGGGAAAGUUUGUGUUCAAUGAGAUUAGUGAUUCUGGUAAAACGUUCAGAAAAAUAAAUGAGGAUACAAUAGAUUAUUAUGUAAGAGCUGUUGAUAAUGUUUACGACACAGAGCCUGCUAAUUUAUCAAAUAUCAGUGCUAGUUUAGAAGAACUCGAGGAACCUUUACACAAAAGAGUGUCUAAUUUAUCAGUAGCUUCGGGUAUUUAUGAAGAAAUUGUUGAGACUAAUUAUGAUAACAAACUUAGCAUGGAUAGUUUACAUGUUUAUGAAAAUCUUAGUGACAUUAAAUUUAAUUAUUAUAAUAAAAGUCGCAUUCCACCUCCACUGCCCCCACGAAUACGUUGUGGUUCAGACUCUUCAAAAAGUGGGAUAUUUAGUGACGAUGAGUUACAUCAUGAGGACAAUUUUAAAUCAUCGACUUCAAGUGACACAACAGGAUCUCCUCAGCAAAAAAUUUUAAUGCCAAUUAAUACGACGUCCGAACACUCUGAUUACGUUCCAAUGUCUCCACGGCCCAAAGACAUUGUUGUAGAGCAGGAAAAAAAACAAAUAGUCUCUAAUGAAGAAGACAUUUAUAUGGUCAUGCGAUAAAAUAUAUAGAAAAUUUUAUAAAUACGCUAAAUCGCUUUGUUACGUUUAAAAAAAAUUGUGUUAUUAUUAUUAUGGCCUCCGUGAUAAUUAUUUCAAUUGGCCUAUUUUUUAUGGUAAAAGUUAUAGUGCAAAGUAUAGUAAAUUUUUUUUUGAAUAUUUAAAAAAAUAUAAGUAAAGAAAAUUAAUUUUCGUAAAUAGUCGAGUUUACGAUUUACCAAAUAUUAAUAUUUAAUAAAUGAAUUUUACGGCAAUUUUGCAUAAAGUAUUUAAAUUUCUAUCGCUCAAAUUAUUAUAUAUACAUAUAUACAAAUUAAUAUCUCAUAUCAUUCAGGAAAAUCAAGUACAAAUAUUUCUAAAUAAAAAAUUCUUCAGAUUUAUAUUUUUCUUUUUUUUUCUGUAAUCAAAGAUUUUAUUUUAAAUAAUACUCCGAAGUCUAUAUAAAAAAAAGUUGUACAUAUCAAUAUCCCAAGUAGUACACUUGGCUUUGCGACAUCAAGACAACAAAUAAAAUCGGCAUAUCGAUAAGGGCGCGAAAUACUGAUAAGAUAAAAAUUAAUGACGUUACAAAAACCGGCUGAAAGUAAGUUGGAAAUAUUUAACAAUUUAGUGGUUUAUAGAACUCGUCAAUUAGAAAACUUUUAUAAGACAUGAGAAAUUAAUCUAAUUUAUGUAAGAUGUUUUUUAUAAAAAAUAUGUCCAAGUUGGCAAUAUGAAAUACAAUUGUCUGUAUAGUUUAUUUAUUUUUUGUUUAUUAACUUUUAUCACAUGACAAAAAAAAACGAAAAUUUUCUACGACUGAGACCAACAUUUUUAUGUCUUAUAUAUUUAAAAAAAAUGGCUUUGAGGAAAAAAAAAUCUGUAUAACAAUCUUGUAGCAAUGAAGCUGAAG
This is a messenger RNA of Microplitis demolitor, 2613 nucleotides long. RefSeq lists its product as uncharacterized. The transcript is spliced from 2 exons. NCBI's taxonomy places the organism in Eukaryota, Metazoa, Arthropoda, Insecta, Hymenoptera, Braconidae. The record is from RefSeq and is a predicted model, not a curated record. The coding region runs from base 264 to 1724 and encodes 486 amino acids.